Molecule: messenger RNA, 1228 nt
Organism: Lutzomyia longipalpis
Lineage: Eukaryota; Metazoa; Arthropoda; Insecta; Diptera; Psychodidae
Product: aurora kinase B-like
Exons: 2
Coding region: 169-1149 (326 amino acids)
Biological process (GO): regulation of cytokinesis; mitotic spindle organization; protein phosphorylation
Cellular component (GO): chromosome passenger complex; spindle microtubule; spindle midzone
Molecular function (GO): protein kinase activity; ATP binding
Source: RefSeq, a predicted model, not a curated record
AUGCAAAAAACAAUCCAAUUUGUUUUCCGUUACUAAAAGCAUCGGUUUCUUUGUAUUAACUUCCUGGCCAGUUUAGAGUGUUUCCUGUACUUCCUGCUCGUGCCUGUUGAUUGGAAUUUCUGCCCUAUUUAUUGUUGAACAUUUUGUGUUUGUGAGGAUUGCGUGAAAAUGGCGGGAAAUGCACAAAAAGAGACUCACUUGAGACUCAUGCAGGAAUCUGCGAAAGGAAUUACAAAUCCCGACCUCCGGAAGUCUGUGGAAGAGCUGGGAAAUGCCAUUGUAAGUCAUCCAUCCUAUGGAAUUGACUACAAGUGGUCUACGGAGGAUUUUGAUUUGGGAGCACCGCUGGGACGGGGGAAAUUCGGUCGAGUUUAUCUGGCGCGGGAGCGCUUCUCACAGGUAAUGGUUGCCAUGAAGGUGAUGUUCAAGUCAGAGCUGAAGACAGGGCGUGUGGAGCGUCAGGUGUUGCGUGAGAUUGAGAUUCAAUCGAGACUGAAGCACCCGAACAUUUUGCGCCUGUAUACGUGGUUUCAUGAUGACAGCAAGAUCUACCUGGUGCUGGAGUACGCAUCCGAAGGGGAGCUGUACAAGCACCUCAAGAAUUCCCCCAAUGGGCGAUUCAAUGAGCAGCGCUCAGCCAAGUAUACGUAUCAAGUGGCUUCUGCCCUGCAGUACUGCCACAAGAAUGAUGUCAUCCACAGAGAUCUGAAGCCAGAGAACAUCCUCCUCACUGCGGGAGAUCUCGUGAAAUUAGCUGAUUUUGGUUGGUCUGCACACACGCCGUCCAACAAACGGAAGACAAUGUGCGGAACACUGGAUUACUUGCCUCCGGAAAUGGUGGAAGGCCGCUCAUACGAUGAUUCCGUCGAUCAGUGGUGUUUGGGUAUUCUUUGUUAUGAAUUCCUCGUAGGAUGCCCACCCUUUGAAUCAGACAACACUGAGAUAACAUACGAGAAGAUCCGGAAACUCCAAAUUCACUAUCCCCGGCAUCUCAGCCCCGGUGCAAAGGAUCUCAUUUCAAAGCUCCUACAGAAGCCUGGCUCUGAACGUAUCUCCCUGGAGCAGGUAAUGCGUCAUCCCUGGAUUCAAGAGAACAAGAAUACUGCCAUCAACUCCACCUUCUCCAAAUCAGAUGCACCCAGAAUGUAAAUCCCCCUCUCUAAUCGAAUUUUAUUCUCAUAUUCAUAUUUUUCGCUUUUUUCACAAUAAAUCCAUACUGAAUGUGCUU